CAACUCCAACACACACAAGAACAUUUCUCUCACCGGAGCAGUUAACAACUUGGCUUUUAUAUUUCUCUCUAUGUUUUAUUUACGAACCCUAAAGUCCAAAACCCUUACUUAGCUGCCAAGUGUCACUGGCCCAUUUCCUCGAAGACUCCUUCCUUUCGUCUGCCUCUCCAAUGGAACCUAACUGAUCUGUACCUGAAAUCAUUUUCAUUAACCACAAAGGCACGAACCACUCUGUUUCAUUCUUUGCAGGAACACCCUUUCAUUCCUUCUUGUUCAUUACACGAGACUCUACCAUGUUCAGGAUCCUUAACAAACGCCUCAGGCGCUUCUGCUCUCGUCUCCGGUGGCCCAUUCGCCGCAGGUCCAGGUCCAAAAUCCUUAUCAGGAGAUUUGGAAAAGCUAACCCCAACACUCAUAAUGAGGCCAUUAAUGGUUCUGCCGCUGUUCAUCCAAAUGGCCAACUGGAUUAUCUGAAAACCGAGGUCAAGCCUAUAAAGAUAGCAACUUUCAAUGCUGCCUUGUUUUCAAUGGCUCCUGCUGUACCUAAAACACGAGACUUUGAGAAUGAAGAUCACCAAAAUGGUACGAGGUCUACAGAUGUUAUUUUGCGUACCAAGUCCGUAAAUGAUCAGCCAAAGAGCAUACUAAAGCAGUCUCCCCUGCAUCCCAACUCCAUGAAUGUUGAUGAUAGUCUUUCCAUGCAGCAAAAGUUUGCUAAAUCGAAAUUAAGGGUAUCCAUCAAUUUGCCAGAUAAUGAAAUUUCAUUACUGAGAAAUAGGCAAUUGGGGUUUGUGGAAGACAAGGAGACUACUAUAGGUAGCAAUCUGACUAGAAUUCUCAGAGGGAAGGCCCCUAUGAGAUCUCAGAGUGCGAUUUCUGCAAGAAAUGUAGGAAAUAGAGUGGAUGGAGACAGCUAUAGGAGUACAAGAACGGUGGUUGAAGUGUUGAAAGAAUUGGAUGCUGAUAUAUUAGCUCUGCAAGAUGUGAAAGCAGAGGAGGAGAAAGCAAUGAAGCCUCUUUCGGAUUUGGCCGCCGCUUUGGGGAUGAAUUAUGUUUUCGCAGAAAGCUGGGCUCCUGAGUAUGGCAAUGCUAUUUUGUCCAAGUGGCCAAUUAAGAGAUGGAAAGUGCAGAAGAUUUUUGACGAUACUGAUUUCAGGAAUGUUCUUAAGGCCACAAUCGAUGUGCCCCAGAAAGGAGAGGCUAACUUCUACUGCACCCUUCUUGAUCACCUUGAUGAGAACUGGCGGAUGAAGCAAAUAAAUGCCAUAAUACAGUCUAAUGAUGGCCCCCAUAUCUUAGCUGGAGGUCUGAAUUCCCUGGAUGAGACGGAUUACUCAGCAGAGAGGUGGACGGAUAUUGUGAAGUACUAUGAGGAGAUGGGAAAGCCAACACCAAAGUUUGAGGUGAUGAGAUAUUUGAAGAGUAAGCAUUACACAGAUGCUAAGGAGUUUGCAGGAGAAUGCGAGCCAGUGGUUAUGAUAGCUAAAGGGCAAAAUGUGCAAGGGACCUGCAAGUAUGGGACUCGAGUGGAUUACAUAUUAGCUUCCUCAAAUUCACCAUACAAGUUUGUUCCAGGGUCGUACUCGGUGUUGUCUUCAAAAGGAACCUCUGACCAUCACAUUGUUAAAGUUGAUAUGAUAAAAGUGAGUAAAAGUGAUGAAGAAAAUGUCUCUAGAAAGAGACGCCAACCUAAACACAAAGUUGUAAAGAUAACAAAUUCUUCUCCUUCUAAAGGUGUAUGGAAAGCACAAACAUGAGAGUAGAGUGAUAAAUUUUAGUCUUGUUUUGGUUUCUUUGAGGAAGCAGAGGAUUUUGAAACUGCUUCAACCUCAUUUUUGCUUUUGUAAAUCGCCGAAGGGAGUUGGGACUUUAGCUAGUAGGUUGAAACAAAAGGAAAAGGAUGGGGUUUGGUGUAUGUGUGACACUAGAUCAUUAUCUGUAUAGGUUGUAGUGGGAAAUUUGAGAAGAUGGGAACAAGUCAAGUGGUGCUUCAAUUUUCUUUAUGUGAUUCCUGAGUUGGCAUCAGAAUAUAACAGCAACAGGAGCUGUAGAAACCUAAAAGAAAGAAAGAAAGAAAGAAUAUCUCAGUGCUUGUGCUUUGUCAACCUGUUUGUUGUAUCCCAAUAAAGACUUGUACAAAUAAUGAUUGAAUCUUUCCAGCUGGUUUAGAA
Messenger RNA from Hevea brasiliensis (rubber tree), 2171 nucleotides. RefSeq lists its product as uncharacterized. Gene Ontology annotation, molecular function: catalytic activity. Bases 294 to 1757 code for a protein of 487 amino acids. Gene Ontology annotation, cellular component: endoplasmic reticulum. The record is from RefSeq and is a predicted model, not a curated record. Lineage: Eukaryota; Viridiplantae; Streptophyta; Magnoliopsida; Malpighiales; Euphorbiaceae. The transcript is spliced from 4 exons. Gene Ontology annotation, biological process: GPI anchor biosynthetic process.